This is a messenger RNA of Hypoxylon trugodes, 2538 nucleotides long. Its product is annotated as DUF654-domain-containing protein. The record is from RefSeq and is a predicted model, not a curated record. NCBI's taxonomy places the organism in Eukaryota, Fungi, Ascomycota, Sordariomycetes, Xylariales, Hypoxylaceae. Bases 79 to 2256 code for a protein of 725 amino acids. The transcript has 2 exons. Gene Ontology annotation, cellular component: RQC complex. Gene Ontology annotation, biological process: ribosome-associated ubiquitin-dependent protein catabolic process; rescue of stalled cytosolic ribosome.
AUUUACUACAAUAACUAUACUUCUUUCAUUAUUUCUACAAUACCAUACCAUACAACACAACCCCUGUAAACCACGAAGAUGUCGAGCAGGCAGCUAAGAAAGCUGCAGAAGCAGAAAGAGCUUCAACAACUCUCAGCACAAAGCCCCACCGAAGACGAUGAGUCGAGCGAUGACGAUAAACCUGCGAAGAAGCCAAGAGCAAGCAUAUUCUCGGGUUUCGCGGCUCUCGACGGCCAAGAUAAUGAUGGCGACUCUGAUGAUAACCGUGAUGAGAAAGAGGACGAGACGGUAGAUCCUCUCACAGACACUCCCGCCGAACCUACAUCGGUCGAUACGUCUAAAAAUUCGGCGAAGAAGAACAAAAAGAAGAAGAAAGCCAAGAAGCAAUCGAGCAUGUCGACCAAGACCGAACCUCCCCUACAAACCGGGUCGGAUGAUAUUGACCAAGCCUUACAAGAACUCGAGCUCUCUAAGAAGAAGGAACAAGAAACAAAUGACGAAGCCUCCCCUGCGAAGCCCUAUGAACGAAUAUGUGAACUUUUAAGCAUCAACACACACCACCUUAAAGUAAUCAACGAGAUGAGAAAUCUCUUUGGUCGGGAUGCUAUUACAGCUGCUCAGAAUGAUGAGGAGGAAGAUCAAGCACGUUCGAGACGACAAAGACAAGGCUUAAUACAACAAGUAGAUAUGGAAACCUUUCUCAAGGCAUAUCCAGGGAAGAGCUUGCCAGAAGUAACAUUACGCCGAAAUCCCUUUUUGGCUGGAAAGGAAUCGUGGCCACGUGCAUCUACAGAAGGCCUGACUAUGAGUCGAGUCAAAGAGGAACAGGAGGCCACUAUACCCGGAGUUGUCGAGUUCUGUUUUACUCACGAUGCCAGGUACAACACGCUAGAGAAGGAAUUCUUCGGGCUUGUUCAGAUGUAUGACCCUAUGCGAAUAGUGCACUUCCUGCACGCACACCCGUACCAUAUCUCUAGCUUGGUCCAAGUUAGUCGAAUCGCAAAACAGGACCAGAACUCAGCACUUUCUGCAGAUCUAUGUGAACGCGCCCUUUUCACAUUUGGCCGAGUUUCAUUAUCUGCUUUCCGACAGAAGAUAGAACAAGGGAAGGCAAGACUAUCGUUCAACCGACCUGAGAACAGGCAAUUCUGGCUAGCUGGGUAUCACUACCUCAAGAAUCUAAUCAUGAAAGGUACUUAUAGAACAGCGUUGGAAUGGGCCAAGCUUCUCUUUGCCGUAGACCACUCCGACCCUUACGGUAUCAUUCAUUUCAUCCACCCACUUGCUAUUCGUGCACAUGAAUCGAAAUGGUUCAUUGACCUCUGUGAUUCAGAGGUCUUAGAUAAUGAUCCGGCAAUCCAGUGUGCCUCAUACUACAUCAGACAGACUCUCGUCUUAGCUAGGCUACAACAAAACGACGCGGCCGGCGCUAAGGCACUGUUGGCGGAGGGUAUUCAGCAAUUACCUUGGCUUUACAGCCAUCUCUUCAAAGCACUCAAUUUAGACGUCCCCAAAGCGGUAUGGGGUAUACAGCCACGAAAUCGAGCCGAGGAAUUGCACACAGACGUCUACAUCCACCAAACGAAAACACUCUGGGAUAAUGCCCAAGUUAUCUCGCUCCUGAAGGAGACAAUGAACGAUGCAAAGAGGGUGGAUAUCAACGACACAAUGCCAAUCGUCCCUACGGUACCGAUUAACUUUGCACGUUUUACUUACUUAUUGGAGAUUCCCUCGUUAAUAAGUCUAGUACCGCGUGAGUUGUUGAACGCGGAUGCGAAUUGGGAAUUCGAUCCCCUCCCACCCCCUAUUGACGAGAAUAUUUUCUCGCAUGAGUCACAAGCAAAUCCGUUCCACCCUCCGUCGCGUGAAGUACAACGCGGCACUGGACGUCCCGGAAACCGUCAGGAUCUUCAGGAAAUAUUAGUUCAGGCGACGCGGCUCGGAGCACCAGAGGACCUUCUACAAAAUGUUCAAGCUGCGAUACUUCGGACACCCGAGGGCGAUGGCGUGGAAGACGGCGAUAGUGGGGAUGAAGAUGCCUGGAUACCCCCGGAAGUAGGGGUUCCCAUGAGGGGAUUGUAUCGGACGCUUGCGGCGCUGCUUGGUCGUGCUACUGAUAGGGCCAACGCCAGCUCGAACGUGGAUCCUGAUAAUAUGCCUCAUAUACCAGGUGGCUUUCGCGAUACGGAAGACGAAGACGGCCAUAAUGCUGAUGCUGAUGACGAGACUGAUAACGACAUGCCAGGGCUGAUAUAAAUCAACAUUACUAAGCCAAAGUUGCGAAAGUGUGCACGAUGGCGAAGGGCAUAUGAAUUCGAUGCCUAUGUUGUAUGCACAAGUACCUAGGGAAGACGAAGAUCAUGAGGCAAUCAAUGCAUAGGAUGAGUUUCGUUUCUUCGAGGAAUUUUGGGUUACGGCUACCUACACACGCAUUGCAACCCUGUAUUCUAUGUAUAGCUAUUUAAGGUACCUUAGACUAAUAAAAUGGUAAUACAACGCCCGCUACUUAAUCUAUUCUGCCUAUGUCUGUCUAUGAUU